AUGGGGUCUAUACCUCAUGCAACACUGUCUUACAGCAUCAACUCAUCUGUCACACAUAAGCACCUUUCCGCGUCGCCGUCAUUGUCAAAGAAUAAUGGUACUGACACACCCAACUCCGAAAUCUCCACAAUCAGCACCGGCUCGCUGCUCGCCAGCACCAACAGUUCACAAGACUCGUUAGCAAGGGAAACAACAUCCACAAAACCUGCACCGCAGCAGCAGCAGCAGCAGCAGCAGCAGCAGCAGCUCAACUUCUCCGCCCUAAGGGAGAUAUUCUCGACUAGGACCAAUGGACAAACGUCUGAUCCCGCCCAACAGCCACAAUCGCCUCUGUGGUACAUCCUGACGACAGCGGUGCUCUUGUCGUACCAUAAGGAAAAGCUCAUCGGCGAAUUGUGGACGUAUGUGACGAGCGGCUUGCGAGAUGAUGACGAUGAAGAGCGAAUGUCGGUGGCUAGGCGUAUCAGAGAGGCGUGCCUCAAGUCGAGUACCCUCGUGGGAUUUCCUAGAGCAAUCAACGCGCUCUUCUCCCUCAAAUCCGCCAUCGACUCCUCAAACCACUCGCAGCUCUCAUCGAUUUUAGCGACCGACCGCUCUCUGCGCUCCCCGCUCUCAUCCACCGAGAAAUACGAGCGAGGUCUGUCUUUUUUCCAGGACAUCUACCGUCAGCAUACUGCACGCGUUAUCUCCGCAAUGGACGCUACGUCAGGUGGCGACCUCACGCAUUUCGCGAUCAAUUGCAUCUACGGUGAGCUGCUGUCUGAGCACAGCGUUAUUGGUGGACUAGAGACGGGGUUGCUCGAGUUUGUUUGUUGUUUGGCGGACGGGUGUAGUCCGCAGGCCAAGGGGUGA
This is a messenger RNA of Exophiala aquamarina CBS 119918, 852 nucleotides long. RefSeq lists its product as uncharacterized. Lineage: Eukaryota; Fungi; Ascomycota; Eurotiomycetes; Chaetothyriales; Herpotrichiellaceae. The record is from RefSeq and is a predicted model, not a curated record. The coding region runs from base 1 to 852 and encodes 283 amino acids. The transcript has 2 exons.